UUCAUUUUACCAAAGAGGCCACUAUAUAUUCCUCUAUAUAGUAAUUCGGGAGUAGUGAACGAGUGAGUGAUUUCGGCUGCAGAGCAUGGUUGAACAUCCUUGCUUUAGAUGAAUACAACUUUUUCAAAAACGUUUGGAGUGCAAAAUCGAUCUGCCGUAAAUGGACUUGUUUGUCGUAAAGCUGGUCGUCACCAUAACAACUAACGACUCGGUAACACGUGCGUCUAGUCAUGGCGACAGAGGAUGAACGUAUUGCUGCGGAAAUUAUUAGAUCUUUGGCCCGACAGUUAAACUAUUUGAAUGGAGAUGAGAAAAGCGCAAGAAAACGAGCAUUGGAGGACAUACAAAAAGAAACCGUCGAGAAAGCUUUGUCAAGUACCGUGUUACAAGAAGUCUUUGCAUGUCUGCUGAAAUCGCUUCUGAGAUGCCUAUCAGAUCCUAUGGAAAGAUGCCGAGAAGUUGCUAUUCAAAUAAUUGGAAACUUCAUAAGAUGCGUUUCAAAACCAGAGUCUUCUCUGCCUUAUAUAAUGCCAUCCUUGGCUCAGCGACUUGGUGGAAAAGAGAUUGUAGAACCAGCAGAAGAAUUACGGCUGUCCAUGGUGGAAGUUCUGUCGCUUAUUGUAGAGAUCUGUGGGCAGCACCUUGCUCCGUAUGUGGACAUUACGAUAAGAAUCCUGCAAAAAACUAUAACCGACCCUUUCCCGGACGUUAUAAAGGAGAGUUGUAAAUGCACAAUACAUUUUGCCCGGAGUGUACCAGACCACUUCUCUAUGCAAGCAGAGGGCCUGGUUAAGCCCUUGAUGCAGACUAUCUCACACCAGCAUUCACGGGUGCGAAUGGCUAUCAUAGAGGCUACUGGGGCUGUUGUUCUGUAUGGCACAGUGAAGACCAUGGAUGAUGUGCUCUCUCACGUGGCACAGAGACUAUUUGAUAACUCACCCCAGGUGAGGAAGGCUGUGACUUUGGUUGCUGGUGACUGGCUUCUCAACUUCCGAGAUAGAUACUCAUACUUCCACAAGCUUAUUCCACUGUUACUGAGCAGCCUCAAUGAUGAUUUCCCAGAGAUAAAGGUUUUGGCAUUGGAGCUUUGGAGGCAUGUUGGUACUCAGUGGGAGAAAGAAAAUGAAGAUGAUCUGAAGGACAAAGUGGACUUCUUUUCCCCAACUUGGCAGUACUCCCCUGGAGUGGAUCGUCCAGGGCUGGGCUGCAGGGAGCUGGUGGUGAGGAACUUGUCAAAGUUAAUGCCAGCCUUGAGUCGUGAUGUUCGUGACUGGCUUGUGCAGACACGACUGAAGACAGUGCAGUUACUGCAGGUUCUCCUGUUGCAUGCUGAAGACCACUGCACGCAACACCUACAGCAUCUUCUCACAGCUCUCUACCAUGCCUGCACUGACUCAGAAAAAGACAUCAGAACAAAGGGUUUGGAGUCAGCCAGGCUUUUAGGGGUUUUUGUUAGCCCAGAGGUCUUCAUCAAGCUAUUACUGACUCAUGUGAUGAACUCUUCCUCCUGCUCCUGUUCUUCUCCUUGGGCUCCCCUAAUGGUGUUGGUGGCAAUGCUGAAGGGGAGCACCAGGAAGCUACUGGGUCCACAACUUCUCCAGAUUGGACAAAUACUUGCCCAUCCUGAUGUCUGUCAGGAGUCUCAGCAGACCGUGUAUAUUGAGCAGCUACUGGCAUGUGUGGAGGUUCUUCUGGAGGUGUGUGAGGAAGAUUGUGGCAUCAUCAGUCUUCCACUGCUAAAGGUUCUCGUGACCGUGCAGUGUGUAGCCACAGAGUCAAAAAUCCUUACGAAGGCAGAGAAGUGUGUAUUGUGUUUGUGUCAAGUGCAGAGUCUCAGUAGUGUGCAUGAGCUGUACAGACAGCACAUGGCACAGUUGCUGCAGUGGCUGGGGGAAUCCCAAACUUCCUGGUUCGCAUACUCUAUCCAGAAAACCCAACUGGAGAUUAUUGCCCUUCAGUCUGGCCCAGUGGUUGGAGAAUUUCUCCCAGAGCUCAUACCUAUAUUGCAGAAUUGUUUAUUGCCCAGUCAAGAUCCAGAGAUGCGGCUGCACAUUUUCACUAUGCUCUCCAAACUUCUGUUGAAUUCUAGCAAUACACUGGAUUCACAAGGGAUGUUUUGUAAGUACCUAAAGGUAUUUCUGCAGGAGCUUCUGUUGCCUAAUCUGGUGUGGCAUGCAGGCCAUGCUGCUGCCACUGUUCGGACCUCAGCUGUCAGCUGUCUACUAGCUAUGUUGCAGGGUGGAACGCUUUCAAAGGAACAGGUUCUCAAUAUGGAGACAGAAUUCAGUACUUAUAUAAUUUCAGCACUGGAGGAAGACUCCCAACUCUCUCGCCUGUUGGCCUGUAGAUCAGUAUCCUCAUUCAUUACUGUUACAGAUGGAUGCCUUAACCCAGACACACACAACAAGAUCUUCCCAGAGCUUUUAAAACGGAUAGAUGACAGCAGCAAGGAAGUACGUAUUGAAGCUCUGAAAACUCUUGGUGUGUGGCUCUCAUCUUUGGACAAAAAAUAUAACACACACACAUACCACCCCAGUCUGGAGUUUCUUUUCCAACAUUUGUUGCUGUACUUGGAUGACCCUGACCAUGAAAUCCAGCUUAUGACACUGGAGAUUCUGAAAGCCAGCAGUGUUAUGGAGCCUGUUCUCCUGCAUCAGAAAGCGAAGGAAGUGAAAGAGAAACAGCGCAGUUCUGAGUACUGUGAUCAGCUACUUCAUUACAUACAGUCCCUCUGAUGCACACCCACAAAGCAUUGUCCAGUGGACUGCAAACAGCUAAAUUUUUAAUAUUUGUUAGAUCAGAAUGAAGUUGUUUCUUAUAUAACACACACACACAAAUACAUACACACUUUACAUACCAUGUUGAUUUUCUUCAUCUAAUUCUUUAUCUCAGGAGCUCUGUAACAAAGUUUGUCAAAAGUGUGACUGCUCAGUCAUAGUUUGUUGCAUCAGAUUAUUGCCAUACUACAGGAUGUAGAUGAAUAAUGAGUAAAUGUAGAUGAGUAAUAUGGUUAGCAAUAGUAUUGAUAUAACAAAUUUCCCUGAUAAAUUACAGUAAACCACUGGCAGCUACAGUUGCCAGCUUGAAACUGUUUUUCUACAAUGUACCAACUGUAAUGUGCAACAGUUAAUUACUGUAAAAAAAAUUACAGUACUCUACUGUAUAGAAUAAGUUUUACAGUAUAAUACUAUUUGCUGCUAUUUUAGUGUUCUUACUGUAAUCUCCAUAAACAGUUUAUUACCAUAAAAUGUAACAAAGUACUGUAGAAUGUCAUCUUUACAAUAUAACGCUACUAAAAGCAAAUUUAAAAAUCUUACAUUUCAAAAUGAAAAAAAAAAAAAAACCUGAAAAUUGCCAGUAUAGAAAUGGCUGAGACAAGAGAUGGCCUUACAACAAAAGGCUUUUAUUAAAGUCAGUGCAGUGUCAAACACAUUCAGUAACUGACAUUUAAAUUAAAUUUAUGUAAUUAUUUUUUUGCAAAAUA
Neoarius graeffei (lesser salmon catfish) is the source of this 3484-nucleotide messenger RNA. RefSeq names its product dynein axonemal assembly factor 5-like. Gene Ontology annotation, cellular component: cytoplasm. Bases 231 to 2735 code for a protein of 834 amino acids. Gene Ontology annotation, biological process: inner dynein arm assembly; cilium movement; outer dynein arm assembly. Gene Ontology annotation, molecular function: dynein intermediate chain binding. NCBI's taxonomy places the organism in Eukaryota, Metazoa, Chordata, Actinopteri, Siluriformes, Ariidae. The record is from RefSeq and is a predicted model, not a curated record. The transcript is spliced from 13 exons.